Schistosoma bovis is the source of this 1822-nucleotide messenger RNA. The record is from the annotation of a GenBank genome assembly. NCBI's taxonomy places the organism in Eukaryota, Metazoa, Platyhelminthes, Trematoda, Strigeidida, Schistosomatidae.
CCAUUUAUCCCGAAAACGUUGCGACACAAAAUAUUCGAAAGCAUGCACAACAUGUCGCACCCAGGAAUAAAAGCCACGAUAAAGCUGAUUAGUGAACGAUUCGUAUGGACAAACAUGAAUCACGAUGUACGUAAUUGGACACAAGCAUGCAUGAAGUGCCAAAAAGUGAAGGUACAUCGUCAUACUAGCUCUGCAGUAGGUCCGUUUUCGCACCCAGACACUAGAUUUGAACAUAUACACAUCGAUAUUGUAGGACCACUGCCCGUUUCAAAUGGAUACAACUAUAUCUUUACAUGCAUCGAUAGGUUUACACGAUGGCCGGUAGCAGUGCCGAUAAAAGACACCUCAGCUGAAACGGUAGCUAAAACUCUAGUUGAAAAUUGGAUUUCUUACUACGGUGUACCAACGAUUAUCACAACGGAUAGAGGAGCACAAUUCGAAAGUCGACUCUUUCAGCAGCUUACUGAACUCCUCGGUAUUAAACGAAUCCGAACGACGUCGUACCAUCCAAUGGCAAACGGAAUGGUUGAACGCCUACAUAGGCAAUUAAAAGCGUCCCUUACAGCCGUCAUCGUUAACAACGAUUGGUCUAAUAAACUUCCCCUAGUAAUGUUAGCUCUAAGAGCAACAAUUAAACAAGACAUGGGGUGUUGUCCAGCCGAGUUAGUUUACGGAACUACUCUACGAUUACCCGGAGAAUUCUUCACUUCAAGUAAAAAUGUCCCGACUGAUGUAACCGGCUAUGUGCAACGCCUGAGAAAGCACAUGAGCGAUUUAAAAAUAACACCUCCCAGACCACAACAACGACGGGUAUUCAUACCACAGGAACUGCAUAACAGCUCUCACGUAUUCAUUAGAAGAGAUAAAGUACAACCACCUCUUCAACCGAGUUACGACGGACCAUUUAAAGUGAUAGAGAGGACAAAUAAAACGGUUACCAUAGAAAAAGCUGGGAAGACAGAUGUAAUUAGCAUCGAUCGAGUAAAGCCAGCUUUCAUCGAUAGCGAUAUUCAAUCAACAAGUACAGACUCAUCUAAGAUGGUCAUACCAGCGAAACACGAGUCCCAAAAAUCAACAACGUUAACUCAACAAAAAGACAAGACUCCGAUAACAACAAGAUCCGGCCGCAGAGUAAGAUGGCCCCAACAUUAUGUCGCUACAAUUUUCUAUUAAUAAUAAUCUACUAUUUGGAAUAUUAAUUAUAACUUCUACCUCAUCGUAUACACAUGCAUUAUUAAGCUCAUGUUAUGCGCGAUAAAACUCAACGUAUCUUAUGUACCCUUACACUUAUGCGUAUAAUUUUUGUUUAAAAUGUAAAGACAGUACCACAUUCCUUCUAUUUCUUGCUAUUAUUUUAUGUAACCUCACGGACAGGCGCAAAUCAAAUGUACAGCACACACCAACUUCAUCUUAAUUUUGUACAAACCAUUUUGUUUCAAACGAUUGUAAUUACCCUACUCAGUUUGCUAUUUUUUUUAUGCAAACACAGACAUUUUCCAUAUAUCUUUGUUUGCAGGGGGGAGCUAUUAUAGCGACUCACGUGCUAAUGGGUUUAUUUUCAUUUAACCCAGUUAAGCCCUUUUUGUUAACUUAUUUAGUGGACAAAGUCAUCCAUGAUAUAACAACUUGUUGUACUAUCUUUAUUAUUAAUGCUUGUAUGAAAUACAUACGCUUGAACAUUGUUUAGCGCCUACGCAUGUAUUCAUUCUGCUAGCUUCAUUAUUAACUGCUUAAUCUAUUCGCUGACUCAUCCAUUUUCCUAUACAUAUAUAUAUGUGUACAUUUGCACCCAUUUACUACAACAACAACAACUACUACUACU